AUGUCACAACAAGGUGGACACAGUUGCGCGGCGAAAUGCAAUCUUCCGGACACUAGUCGCAUGGUCGCCUGCGAUCGAUGCGGUCUAUGGUGGCACUUCGAGUGUGUGAACGUCGGGGACAGCAUCAACGAAAAAGAUUUUCUGUGCCCCAAAUGUAAACCGGAAGCCGGACCUCCUCAAAAAGCCUCGGUUGUCGGGUCUAUUUCCUCCACCAGUUCCUCGCAGCGACGUGUGCUUCUCAAAUUGCAAAAGUUGGAGGAAAUGAAGGCACUACAGGAGCGGCAACUGGACAUCGACCGGCGCGAGCAGGAACAACGAUUUGAGAUCGAGAAGCUCCAGCAUACUACGGCCAUGGAUCGGAAGAAGUUGGAAUUAGAAAAGAAAUUUCUGAAUGAGAAAUUUCGUGUAAUGGAUGAAGCGGGACACGACGAAGACGACGAUGACAGGAGAAGCCAAAAAUCAACCCGAAGUUUCGACAGCAAUGUUCUGCGAUGGAAAGUGGAUCGACUUCUGGCGAGCACAAAAGUUACGACGAUUGCCACUUCGCUCCCAGAGACAGCUUCCGCGCCAGUGACGACUGCGACCGCAAAUAUCAGUGUUGGACAGGUGCGAAUCUCCGAUGCUCCGGUGCAAAUAGCCUCAGAAACCUCGAAGCAACCUGCAACAAACGCUUCCGUGCCAUUGCCAGGUACCAACAUCAACCAUCCAGGUACUUUAGAUAUAAGCUAUCAUACUGAUUAUAUUCGAUUACCACAAAAUGUAUAUGCUACCGCGACAAAUAAUGUAACAAAUAACGUCUAUACUGCCGAUUCAAAUGUGAUGCCAAAUUAUAUGCCGGUAAACACUUAUGUUAGCUCGUCUAUUCGCGAACCGAUACUGUCGACGGGUACGAUUCCAAAACGUCACACCUUCCCGACGUCGUCGAAUUUGCCUACGUUGCAGCUACCGUCCAUAGCUUUACCACAGGUUCCAGGGCAACAAUAUUCGCUGAAUCCCGGUAACUCGAAUCCUAGUUUUGUGUACCCUAAUAUUUCACGCUGUGCUCCGAGUGCUGGUGCAGAAAUUUAUCCACCGAGACAGCCGAUUUCGACGGUCGCCGAUUGCAAUCCUAUAUUUUUCCCGCAGCCUGGAGCUGCACCUUUUCCUAUCCGUGCUGAGAGAGCCGAUCAGAUGCAGGGUUUUCCUGUUCCGGACCCGUUUGCUGCUGUACCUGUGCUGAACGAUUCAUCGUAUCCCGGGCAGAAUGAUUAUCUGACGUUUUUUCCUGCGCAUCCAGGGGCGACUAUCAUCCAAGGGGACGUUCCCGCUGGCGCGGGCUUCGCCGCGGCAAAUGAUUCCGGAGGUUUCGAGCAACACACGAACAGCCGGGCAUUCCAGGGGCCCACCCCCCAACAGUUGGCGGCCCGCCAAUUCAUGGCACGUGACUUGCCGACAUUCUCGGGCGAUCCAGAGGAUUGGCCUUUAUUCUCGAGCAUGUACUACAAUUCCAGCCAAUCAUGUGGGUUGUCUGAUACCGAAAACUUGAUGCGUUUGCAACGUAGCUUACGAGGCCAGGCGUUCGAGGCGGUUCGUAGCAAACUUUUGCUUCCUAAUUGUGUUCCGGAGGUGAUGGAAACUUUGAAAGCCCUCUUUGGCAUACCGGAGAUGCUGAUUCAAAACCUGUUGAAGAAGGUUAAGGAAACGCCUGCACCGAAAUCGGACAAGCUCGAAUCUCUCAUAGCUUUUGGGACAGUGGUACGAAAUUUAACGGAUCAUCUGAUAGCUGGUGGUCAAGUCGCGCAUCUAAAUAAUCCUAAUCUUCUUUUCGACUUGGUCCAAAAAUUGCCUGCGGAUAGACAAAUUCAAUGGGUCAUGUACAAGGGACAAUUCAGUGAUCCGAAUCUCCGGACUUUCGCACAUUUUUUAUCUAUCCUGGUGAAUGCUGCUUCCGAGGUGACGCCUUUUUUGAAUAGUAAACCGGAUUCACGUCAACCUAAAUCCGGCGGCUCAGGAGCUCGGGGUUUUAUCCACACACACAUCACGCAAAAUACUAAGGUCGAGGUGCCAAAUUCGUCGGUUGAAAGCUCCGGUAAUAACGACAAAAUGUGUAAGGUCUGUCGUAAGUCCGAUCAUCGGGUCAAGGACUGUGUCGAGUUCAGGAACAAGAGUGUCGAGGAUCGCUGGAAUUUAGUUCAUCAACUGUUUUUGUGUCGAAAUUGCUUAUUCCAACACGGACGAAGACGGUGUCAACUAAAAAAGGCAUGCGGGGAACAAGGUUGCAACUACAAACAUCAUCCACUACUUCACACUCCGAAAGCGAAUUCGAUUCCAGCGAGUGUCAAUAGCCAUCGUCACGAAAACCGCUCGUCGCUUUUCCGAAUCCUGCCGGUGACGUUGCACUUUGGAGGAAGAUCCGUGAAUGUGUUUGCUUUCUUCGAUGACGGGUCAUCGAUUACUCUCGUGGAGAACAGCGUAGCAGAGGACCUGGGGAUUGAAGGAAAAGGUGGAAUUUUGUGCUUAACGUGGACAGCCGACGUAACACGGGAUGAACCUAACUCGAAGUGGGUCUCGUUUGAUAUUUCCGGGGAAAAUUCCGCUCACCGAUACCAUUUGAACAAUGUGAAAACAGUAGAUAAUCUGGCUCUUCCGGGACAAACUUUGGAGUACAAACGAUUAUCCGAGCAGUACCCACAUCUUUCUGGAAUUCCGAUGGUAGAUUACCGAAACGCUGUGCCGAAAAUACUCAUUGGCAACGAUAAUGCGCAUCUUGCAGUUCCUCUCCGUCGACGAGAAGGUAGCAGCGACGCUCCCAUUGCGACUAAAUCUCGUCUGGGAUGGACCAUCCACGGACCGAUAUUCGAACAUACAAAAUCGGAUCCGCAGUGUAAUUUCCACCUUUGCCAGUGCUCCACGAAACAUGAUACGUUGCAUGAUCUCGUAAAACAAUCGUUUACCGUUGAGAACCUGGGAAUCAGUUUCCGCGGAACUUCAGAAUCGGAUGAGGAUCGGCGUGCUCGAAACAUACUCGAGGCUACAACAAGGCGAGUUGGUCAACGGUUCGAAACCGGCUUAUUAUUCAAAUAUGAUUACCUAGAAUUUCCCGACAGUCGUCCCAUGGCGCUGAGGCGCAUGCAGUGUCUCGAACGGCGAAUGGCAGCCGAUCCGGUAAUAGGAAGCAGCGUCCGGAAACAGAUAUCGGAGUACCUACAAAAGGGAUAUUUACGAAAAGCAACAGAAACCGAUCUGAAUGAAACAGAUCCUCGCCGGGUGUGGUAUUUACCCCUUGGGAUCGUCAUUAAUCCUAAAAAACCCGGGAAAAUUAGAAUAUUCUGCGAUGCCGCGGCGAAAGUGGACGGAGUGAGCUUGAAUAGCGUUCUGAUCAAAGGUCCUGAUUUAUUACUAUCCCUUCCGAGAGUACUGUGCGGGUUUCGUGAGAAGAAGGUAGCUGUGUGCGCGGACAUAAGGGAGAUGUUUCAUCGGGUUCUGAUACGCGACGCCGAUGUUCAGGUACAACGAAUACUGUGGAGAGACGACCCGAAACUGGAGCCUACCGUUUUUCUCAUGAAAGUUGCCACCUUUGGAGCCACCUGUUCACCUUGUUCGGCGCAAUAUGUGAAGAAUAAAAAUGCGGAGGAGUUCCAAUCACAAUACCCUGCCGCCGCAAAUUCGAUUAUCGAACACCACUAUAUGGAUGACUAUCUAGAGAGCUUCGAUACCGAAGAAGAAGCUGCACAGCGGGCUCAAGAAAUAAAGUACGUUCACUCAAUGGCUGGUUUUGAAAUUCAUUCGUGGUCGUCAAAUUCUGAACGGGUCUUGGACGUCCUGGGAGAAGCAGAUCCGACAGCGGUUAAGAGAAUUGACUCGAGCGUGGAUUGCGAAACUGAACGUAUCCUGGGAAUGUUGUGGCUACGCCAAGAAGAUUCAUUUACAUACUCUUCAGAUUUCGGAAGAAUUCCGGACUGGCCGACGAAGCGGGAGGUACUACGCACGGUCAUGAGUCUCUACGACCCUUUAGGCCUCCUCUCACAUUUCACCAUCCAUGGGAAGAUCCUGAUACAGGAUAUUUGGCGAAGCGGCUGUUCAUGGGAUCAACCGAUUCCGGAACCUCUUCAAGAACGCUGGAAGCGAUGGGUUUCGUUGUUUCCGGAGCUGAACAAGAUUCGAAUCCCUCGUUGUUAUUUUCCGGAAUGCAGCUCAAAGGAACUGAAUGAUCUACAGCUCCACAUGUUCGUCGACGCAAGCGAAGCGGCCUACGGAUGCGCCGCAUAUUUGAGAGCUACGGUUGGAGGGGCGGUCCGUUGCGUUCUGGUUUCGGCGAAAACCAAAGUGGCGCCAUUGAAAACUCUGUCGAUACCGCGCCUCGAACUUCAAGUCGCGCUCAUAGGUAGUCGACUUAUCGAUAAUGUCAAUUCUAUGCUCUCCUACAAAAUUUACCAACGUUUUAUUUGGAGCGAUUCCAAAACAGUUAUGUCCUGGAUCAAUUCGGAUCAGCGCAAGUUUAACCAAUUCGUGGCGUGUCGUGUCGGAGAGAUUUUGGAAAGAACGGAUGCACGAGAGUGGAGAUGGAUUCCUACUAAAUUGAAUGUGGCAGACCAUAUGACUAAGUGGGUAUCUAUUCCGGAUUUUUCUUCAACCGGAAGAUGGUUCGUAGGUCCAAGCUUCCUGUACGAUGACGAAAAAACUUGGCCUGGGGAGAACUUAACUGUGGAAGAAACGAACGAGGAGUGCCUUAAUCGGAAUGUGGAGAGGGUAACUGUACACGCUGUUUACAAACCGGAGCCGAUGAUCGAUUGGAGAAACUUCUCUCAGUGGAACCGACUAGUCCGAGCAGCGAGUUAUGUGUAUCGUUAUUUGUGGAACUUACGAAGGAAGGCGAAGGAGGAACCUAUUAAGCUGGGGAUGCUCGAACAGGAAGAAAUUGAAGCUGGGGAGAUGUUUGUCUACCGUAGUAUCCAGAAAGAGUCGUUUGCCACAGAAUUUGCCGUUCUAGAACGAGGCCGAUCCUCUGACGAAAAAAUUCGAAGCCUCAAGCCCACCAGCAAACUUUCGCAGCUAUCUCCGUUCAUCGAUGACCGCGGCGUUCUCCGGAUGGAGUCCAGAAUAAGUGCGGCCGCCUUCGUAUCAUAUGACACCAGAAACCCUAUAAUAUUACCACCUGAGAGCCGAGCAACGCAUCUUUUAGUGCAUGAGAUGCACAAGAAAUAUCUGCAUCAAAAUCACGAGACGGUCGUCAACGAGAUCCGGCAGAAGUUCCACGUGUCACGCCUGAAAUCGCUGGUUCGUCGAGUAUCGAAGGAUUGUCUUCACUGCCGGGUGUAUAAAGCUGUCCCGAGAGUUCCCCGUAUGGCGCCUUUGCCUGCUGCCCGUCUUGGUGCAUUCUUUCGGCCAUUCUCCUACGUAGGACUGGAUUUCUUUGGUCCGAUGCCGGUGCGAGUUGGACGUUCUACUGUCAAGCGCUGGGUGGCCCUCUUCACCUGUUUAACCAUCAGGGCGGUGCAUUUGGAGGUGGUUCAUUCUCUAACGACGAUGUCCUGUAAGAUGGCGGUGCGGCGUUUCGUUGGCCGGAGGGGGUCUCCGGCCGAGAUCUACUCCGACAACGGGACCAACUUCUGUGGAGCCAGGAACGAGCUGAUGAAGGAUUGGGACGAGAUUAACCAUCACUUAGCCAACUCAUUUACAAACUCGAAGACCAAAUGGCGAUUGAAUCCUCCAUCGGCACCCCACAUGGGAGGAGCGUGGGAGCGGCUCGUCAGGUCCGUUAAAAUUGCCUUUUAUGCGAUGAAUACUACGAAGACCCCCAAUGAAGAGACAUUUGCUACGUUGAUUGUUGAAGCUGAAGCUAUCGUCAAUUCGAGACCUUUGACCUUCGUAUCCCUUGAAAAUGAUUCGCAAGAAGCGCUCACACCCAACCACUUUAUGCUGCUGAGUUCGAGUGGAACGGUUCAACCUCCGAAAGAAAUUAUGCAUCCUAAACUAGCGACAAGAGACGACUGGAAUUUGAAUCGCCACCUUGCGGAUAUGUUUUGGCAUCGUUGGGUGAAGGAGUACCUGCCGGUAAUAGCCCGACGCACUAAAUGGUUCGCCGAGACGAAGGUGUUGGAAUGCGGCGAUUUGGUUGUAGUGGUCGAUGAAACGGUUCGAAAUGGUUGGCUGAGAGGUCGUGUGUUGGAAGUACGAGUGGGAGCAGACGGACGAGUGCGCCAAGCUGUGGUACAAACAUCUUCAGGAACUAUUACGAGACCAGUAGCAAAGAUAGCGGUUUUAGAUCUCUGUUCGCGUAAGCCGUCGAUGGAUAUCUUGCCUUACGGGAGGGGGGAUGUUACCGCUGCUUUGAACGUUCCCUCUGAUCGUUUUGGGACCCCUUGA
Molecule: messenger RNA, 6345 nt
Organism: Uranotaenia lowii
Lineage: Eukaryota; Metazoa; Arthropoda; Insecta; Diptera; Culicidae
Exons: 1
Coding region: 1-6345 (2114 amino acids)
Biological process (GO): DNA integration
Molecular function (GO): nucleic acid binding
Source: RefSeq, a predicted model, not a curated record